Messenger RNA from Clonostachys solani, 1617 nucleotides. Lineage: Eukaryota; Fungi; Ascomycota; Sordariomycetes; Hypocreales; Bionectriaceae. The record is from the annotation of a GenBank genome assembly.
AUGCGAUUCACCGAGUUCAUCGCGCCAAUGGCGCUUCUUGUCACCGCGGCCAUGGCUGCACCCCAGGGUCCUGGCGGUCCUCCUGGUGGCGGCCCCGGAGGUCCUCCUGGUGGUGGCCCCGGUCCUUGGGGAGAUCAUCCUGAGUGGUGGUCUAAAUCUGUGGAACCUACUUGGUAUCCUCCUUCUACCACUUCUUCUUGGGGUACUUGGACUUCUACUACUUGGACUUCUACUGAGACUACCGCCUGGCCUACCCACACUAAGCAUCCCAAGCCUCCCAAGCCACAUAGCUCUGGUUAUUAUCCAAAGCCUCAUCCCAAGCCUCCCAAGCCACAUGGCACUGGUUACCCCAAGCCUCACCACGAAAAGCCUCACCAUGAAAAGCCUCACCACGAAAAGCCUCACCACGAAAAGCCUGAACACGAGAAGCCUCACCACGAAAAGCCUCAUCACGAAAAAUACAAAACCACGACCUACUAUGACUUCUGGGAGUUGUAUUGCCCUGAACCCACCAAGGUGAUUCACAAGGGUGUCACCUACGAAGCCCUCCAGCCAACUACUUUGACCAUCACCAACUGCCCUUGCACCGUCACUAUCCCGCCAACAACCAAGCCUCCGCCGCCCCCUGUUACAAGCAAGGCGCCGCCUCCACCCUCCUCGGUUGUUCCUCCUCCCAAGACCACUACUCCUCCCUCCUCGGUUGUGCCCCCUCCCAAGAGCACUACUCCUCCCUCCUCGAUUGUGCCCCCUCCCAAGAGCACUACUCCUCCUUCUUCCGCUCCUCCUCCCCCGUCUUCUGCUCCUCCUGUUCCUCCCGGCAGCAGCUCGGCCAAGCCUCCGCUCCCGGUCCUGCUCCUCCUAUCCCUAAGCCUCAGCCUCAGCCUCAGCCUCAGCCAGCUCCUCAGCCUGCUCCCCAGCCUGCUCCCCAGCCUGCUCCUAAGCCUCAGCCUCAGCCUCAGCCAGCUCCUCAGCCAGCUCCUCAGCCAGCUCCUAAGCCUGCUCCCCAGCCUGCUCCCCAGCCUGCUCCUAAGCCUCAGCCUCAGCCUCAGCCAGCUCCCCAGCCAGCUCCUCAGCCUGCUCCUCAGCCUGCUCCUAAGCCAGCCCCUCAACCUGCCCCAGCUCCUCAGCCAGCCCCUCAGCCUGCUCCUAAGCCAGUCCCUCAGCCUGCUCCUGCUCCUCAGCCAGCCCCUCAGCCAGCUCCUAAGCCAGCUCCCCAGCCUGCUCCUCAGCCUGCUCCUCAGCCAGCUCCUCAGCCUGCUCCUAAGCCAGCCCCUCAACCUGCUCCUGCUCCCCAGCCUGCCCCUCAGCCAGCUCCUAAGCCAGCACCUCAACCUGCUCCUGCUCCUCAGCCAGCUCCCCAGCCAGCUCCUCAGCCAGCUCCUCAGCCAGCUCCUGCUCCUCAGCAAUCCCAGGCUGCUCCUGCUCCAAACCCAGCUCCUGCUCCUGCCCCUGCUCCCUCCAAGCAAGCCGUCCCGGCUGCCGCUUCCACUGAGCGCGCUGGCUUCGGUGCUGCCAUCUUUGUCGUCGUGGCUGCCCUGCUCUUCUAAGGGAUCAAACCGGCAGAUGAAAACAGGCUCUGCAAGCUUCCUUAUUAGGUACUUCAAAACCCUCGGGUGA